Messenger RNA from Culex quinquefasciatus (southern house mosquito), 3599 nucleotides. It is a transcript of the gene nmo, whose product is annotated as serine/threonine-protein kinase NLK. The transcript is spliced from 10 exons. The record is from RefSeq and is a predicted model, not a curated record. Lineage: Eukaryota; Metazoa; Arthropoda; Insecta; Diptera; Culicidae. Gene Ontology annotation, biological process: intracellular signal transduction; protein phosphorylation. Bases 1552 to 2889 code for a protein of 445 amino acids. Gene Ontology annotation, cellular component: cytoplasm; nucleus. Gene Ontology annotation, molecular function: MAP kinase activity; ATP binding.
AAGCUUCGGCCGCGACAGUCUUCGAGUGAAUUUGGUUGAGUUUGGACGCGUUUUUCUCCGCCGGGGCUCGCUGUCGUGUCUUGCUGCCGGAAAUCCCUGUGGCAGUCUCAGCUUUUGUCAGUGUUUUUUGCGUGUGCAUUUCCGGCCACCAGUGCUAGUAGAGAGAGAGAGAGCGGAGACUCUUUUAGUUUUUGUUGGGGAAAAAUUGCGGUGAAAACCUAUUUGAAUUUGGGGAAAUUGAUUGCUUGGAAAGCGCAAGGAGAGUGCAUUGAAGAGAGGUGACAAAGUGUCAAAGAAACGAAACGAAAAACGUCAACAAAGAAGCAACAACAACAGCAAAAUAAAUAGUGCAAAAUAGUGAAACAACAAAACAAGCCGCAAAGCAAAGGCAAUCAAGGAAGAAAGGGUGGAGAAAGAAGACGACUUCCAUUUUUUUCCUUCUCUCGUUUUUCAUUUUGUGCGUUCUCUCCACCGCAUACAAGCCUCUACUUGUCUGUGUUUGUAUUUGUGUUGGCCGUUUGACAGCUGCUGCUGCUGCAGAUUCGUCAUUCUUGCGAUCAACAGUGCGUGCAGGCAGCUGUAAACAACAAGCUGUCAGCUGUCAGUGGCAGAGAGGAGCUGAAAGAAAACGAAAAAAAAAACGGAGCUGCUUCUUCGCGACCUGGGACCAGGGUCGUGGUCGUCGUAACCUGUUUCUCAAGUGUGCGCGUCCGAGUUCUUGCUGGUGUCCGGAAUCGUCGUGUGUGGAGUCGGAACGUGGUUCCAUCGUGAAGCAGGAAUCUCCCGAGAAGGAAGCAGCUUUGCGUGAUUUACUGCUGCAAACGAGGAAGCAGAUUUUGCCCUGAUCCAACAUCAUCUACUGACCCUUUCCCCAAAAAUCAGGGAAUAACCGUGCGACAUCGAAGUCAGCAGGCAAAGGACACCUGAAAUCCUCGCGACCAACUUUCGUACACCUGCCUGGUCCUGUGUAGCAUUCAUUACCUGUUACCUACCACACAGUCAGUGGUAGUCGUCGGCGAGAGAAGUCACCAGUUGAAGUCGUCGCGCGUGUUCCUGCACGAGGAAGAAGCACGCAAAAUUUAUGUUGCGUUGAAAAGCAACAACGCAGCGUUUGGUGGGUUUGGUGCACGGCCGCACAAUUAUCCAAUUGUUUUCAAUUGAAAGAAGAAGAAAAAGUGGCGUUGCGAAAAAAAAUAGUGCGUUCAUUGUAAAAUUUGUGUCUGCGUGUUACAAGUGAAGCAGAGGAAGAGAGUUGAGGAAGAAGCAUUAAUAGUGCGACCAAUUAAGAGUGUAGUCUCAAGUGACAAACACGCUCGCCUUCCUUCCCCGUUUGUUGCAAGUUGUGAAAUUGGUGUUGUAGUUCAAGUAGUUGAAGAAGCAAAAAGUGGUGUCUCUCUGUUUAGUCAGUGUUUAGUUGAGUGCGCUCUAAUGUCAAGUUGCAGCUGCAAGUGAAGGGCCGAAGAACCUGCUCCACGGCGCGCCCUAGUCCUAGAUCUUCACUGUCCCCACUGGUUUUGUUCACUUGCUCGUGUCCCGUGUCUAACCUCGUGAAUGGCGGCAGUUGGCGGUCCGACCAGGCAAUCCCGCGGGGUCUCUAUGAGCGUCUCGAUGUCGCUGGUCCAGGGCGGUGCAGCGGGCGCGGCUGGCGGUCCCCAGGGCGCGAUCCUGGCGGCGGCCGCCCCCUACUACCAGCCGCCGGCCGUCCCCCAGGACGUGCAGCCGGACCGGCCGAUCGGGUACGGAGCGUUCGGCGUCGUAUGGGCUGUCACAGAUCCGCGCGAUGGGCGGCGGGUCGCACUCAAGAAACUGCCAAACGUGUUCCAGUCGCUCGUGUCAUCGAAGCGGGUGUUUCGCGAGCUCAAGAUGCUGUGCUUCUUCAAGCAUGAAAACGUAUUAUCAGCCCUCGACAUCCUGCAGCCACCACAUUUGGAUUUCUUCCAAGAAAUCUACGUCAUCACCGAACUGCUCCAGUCGGAUCUGCACAAAAUCAUCGUCUCACCACAGCACCUCUCGGCGGACCACAUCAAGGUGUUCCUGUACCAGAUUCUGCGCGGCCUCAAGUAUCUGCACUCGGCGCGCAUCCUCCACCGGGACAUCAAGCCGGGCAACCUGCUCGUCAACAGCAACUGCGUACUGAAGAUCUGCGACUUUGGCCUGGCCCGCGUCGAGGAGCCCGAUCAGUCCAAGCACAUGACCCAGGAGGUGGUCACACAGUACUACCGGGCGCCGGAGAUCCUGAUGGGCGCCCGCCACUACUCCGCCGCCGUGGACGUGUGGUCCGUGGGGUGCAUCUUUGGCGAGCUGCUCGGCCGCCGCAUUCUGUUCCAGGCCCAGAGCCCGGUGCAGCAGUUGGAACUGAUCACGGAACUGCUCGGCACGCCCACGCUGGAGGACAUGCGACACGCCUGCGAGGGUGCCCGAACCCACAUGCUGCGCCGCGCCCCGAAACCUCCGUCGCUGUCCGCCCUGUACACGCUCAGCACGCACGCCACCCACGAGGCGGUUCACCUGCUCUGCCAGAUGCUCGUCUUUGAUCCGGACAAGAGAAUCUCGGUGAUUGACGCGUUGGCCCACCCGUACGUGGACGAGGGCCGGCUCCGGUACCAUUCCUGCAUGUGCAAGUGCUGCUACACGCCGUCGGCGGGCAUGCGCCAGUACGCGGCCGAAUUCGAACCGUCGGCGCAGCAGCCUUUCGACGAUCUGUGGGAGCGCAAGCUGACCUCGGUGCAGCAGGUGAAAGAGGAAAUGCACAAAUUCAUCGCGGAGCAGCUGCAAACUGGUCGCGUGCCACUAUGUAUAAAUCCUCAGAGUGCCGCCUUCAAGAGCUUCGCCAGCUCAACCGUGGCGCACCCCUCGGAGCUGCCGCCCUCGCCCCACCAGUGGGAAUGACAGCACAAUGAAGCGACGAUGGCCGCCUGAAAUUUGUAAAUUUGCCCCGUCCCACACUCACUCAUGUAAGGGUAGGGGAAAAGCGGGAUAGCAUUUUUGAACGGAGGAGGAGAAAAACAAAACAAAAACAAACAAAAAAACACGCAAAAAAAAUUAGUGCUGCCAACAACAAGAGACAACUACUACUGCGAGAAGGAGAGAAAGAGACACGGGAGGGUCACCGUGGGAAAGAAAGGGGUGAAAAAUUCAACCAAACUUUGGAGAAGACGCAAAAAAGAGAAAACGAGAGAAGACAAGAAGACGCGGACAAGAAUAACGGAUGAAGCUAGUCGAUGCAUGCUAAGAUGUUAGGGAAAAUUGCAUCAAAAUGACAAGACACACACAAAAAGAGAAGAAAGUCUACCUUCAAGAGCAAGGUAGCGUCGUGGCAAGCUUGGAUCAAACUGCAAAAUGACAGUUUGCUGUUUGUUUUGACGCGGAGAAGGAAGAGCGUGAAUCGAGCGUAAAAAAAGGACUAGUAUUAUUGUGAGGUUGAAGAUAGAACAAGUAAAAUUUAGGCAAAAAUAAAAAUCAACAAAAAAAAAUGCUAUUAUUGAGAAAGAGAAAAACGGUAAAAAGAAGAGGAAACGUUGGCUAAGUGACACACCCUAAUCCUAAUACAGUUUAGUAGACAAAUUUUUAGUUUUAUUUACACCACACGAUCAUCCUCG